GGAGGGUGUUUUGACGUGUCAAGUCCACGUGAAGAAGUGAUUGUGCGUGAAAUUUGCCUUUUUCUCUGCUAAAAUCGCAUUUAUUUGCCUCAAAUAUGGGUGAUAAAAGUGAUGAGCUGUUCAGCAAUCUGAAUAAGAUGAACGACAUUGCGAUGGAGUUGGAGAAUGAAAUACGGUGCAUGAGUGAUGUUGGCGCAUCGAGUGAAGAUGAAGAACUCACAAGACUCGUCGCCGAGAACCAGAGUCUGAAGCAUCGACUCCACAUUCUCAAUAAGGCAAUCGGCGAGUACAAGCCCACCGAUGAAGUGAAGGUGAAUAGCCAAUUCUCGAUACUUAAUCACCUGACUGACAUCUUCAGGGACGCGCUGAGUCGUCUCUAUGAUGGCGAGUUUGUCCAGAAUGUCACUGUGGCGGCGACGAACAAUGCAAAGUUCGGCGACUAUCAGUUCAACAGUGCCAUGACCAUUGCCAAGAUCUUCAAGGAUCGCGGCGUGGGGCGGAACCCGCGCGAGAUCGCCAUGGAGGUGAUGGCACAAGUGCAGAAGAGUGAGAUUGUGGAGCGAUUUGAGGUGGCGGGCGGCGGCUUCGUCAACAUCUUCCUCAAGAGGGAAUGCGUGGCGGGUCUAAUAAAGAGCAUCUUGGUGGACGGCAUCCAGGCACCUUGUGCGGCGCGAAAACGGGUUGUGGUGGACUUCUCGUCGCCCAACGUCGCCAAGGAGAUGCACGUGGGUCAUCUGAGAUCAACGAUCAUCGGUGACUCCAUUUGCCGUCUGCUGGAGUUCUUCAACCACGACGUCCUGCGCAUCAAUCAUGUGGGCGACUGGGGAACGCAGUUCGGCAUGCUGAUUGCGCACUUGCAGGACAAAUUUCCCGACUACACGAAGACAACGCCGUCCAUCAGCGAUCUCCAAGCGUUCUACAAGGAAUCCAAGGCGCGGUUCGACAGCGAGGAGGCCUUCAAGGCCAGGGCGUAUGCGUGCGUGGUGAAGCUGCAGGCGGGCGACAAGGAGAUCAUCAAGGCGUGGCAGGACAUCUGCAAUGUGUCCAGGAAGGAGUUUCAGGUGAUCUACGAUCGCCUGGGCGUGAAGUUGAUUGAGCGGGGAGAGAGUUUCUACCAGCAGAGGAUGGUGAAGAUCGUGGAGGAGCUACAGAAGGGUGGAUUUCUGGAGGACGACGAAGGCAGGAAGAUCAUGUGGAGCUCUGAGAGUUCGGGUGAGAAUAGAGGCAUCCCACUGACCAUCGUGAAGUCCGACGGCGGCUACACGUAUGAUACGUCGGACAUGGCGGCGAUUAAGCAGAGGUUUGUGGAGGAAAAGGCGGACUGGCUGAUUUAUGUGACGGACGCCGGCCAGUUCACUCACUUCCAGACCAUCUUUGCGUGCUCGGAGCGAACUGGUCUCAUUAACAAGGAGCUGCACCGAGUGGAUCAUGUUGGCUUCGGGGUGGUGUUGGGUGAGGAUGGGAAGAAGUUCAAGACCCGCUCUGGCGACACCAUCAAGCUGGUGAUGCUGCUCGACGAGGGACUCCAGCGCUCGCUGGCGAAGCUGCGGGAGAAAGGACGACAUGAGCAAUUAACGGCGGAUGAGCUGAAGAUUGCCCAGGAAGCCGUUACGUAUGGAUGCAUUAAGUAUGCUGAUUUAUCGCACAAUCGCGUCAGCGAUUAUGUAUUCUCAUUCGAUCAGAUGCUGGACGACAAGGGCAACACGGCGGUUUAUCUUCUCUAUGCAUACACACGAAUCAAAUCCAUCGCGAGGAAUUGUGCUGAACACUUCAAGUUGACUGAUGAUCUCGUGCGCAGCACAGCAAUUGCUCUGGAUCACGAGAAGGAGUGGAAUUUGGCCAAAGUGCUGCUCAAAUUCAGUGAUGUUCUGCUGAAACUGUCUAAGGACUUCCUGCUGAAUCACCUCUGUGACUUCACGUACGAGAUUGCGACAUCCUUCGCGGACUUCUACGACAAGUGCUACUGCAUCGAGAAGAAUAAGGCCGGCGAGAUCGUGAAGAUCAAUCACAGUCGAGUUCUCCUGGCUGAAGCCACAGCGCGAAUGCUGGAGAAGUGCUUCCACAUUCUCGGCAUCAAUCUGGUGGAGAAGAUGUAAAGUCCGAAGAGGGAUCAAUAAACAGUUUGUGUGAAUUCUCGGGAAGUUUAUUGGCAAAAUUAAGGGGAUGAAUAAAUAAUAACUUAAGAACACC
Molecule: messenger RNA, 2190 nt
Organism: Phlebotomus argentipes
Lineage: Eukaryota; Metazoa; Arthropoda; Insecta; Diptera; Psychodidae
Gene: ArgRS
Product: probable arginine--tRNA ligase, cytoplasmic
Exons: 7
Coding region: 96-2096 (666 amino acids)
Biological process (GO): arginyl-tRNA aminoacylation
Cellular component (GO): cytoplasm
Molecular function (GO): arginine-tRNA ligase activity; ATP binding
Source: RefSeq, a predicted model, not a curated record